Messenger RNA from Neopsephotus bourkii (Bourke's parrot), 3205 nucleotides. RefSeq names its product sulfotransferase 6B1-like. Gene Ontology annotation, biological process: sulfation. Lineage: Eukaryota; Metazoa; Chordata; Aves; Psittaciformes; Psittacidae. Gene Ontology annotation, molecular function: sulfotransferase activity. Gene Ontology annotation, cellular component: cytoplasm. The transcript has 6 exons. The record is from RefSeq and is a predicted model, not a curated record. The coding region runs from base 630 to 1487 and encodes 285 amino acids.
UGCCUCUAAGUGCCUCUGUUUUUAAGAUGCCUCAGGCUGAAAUUCUAAAAUGUUAAAAAAUCUGGUACCUUAACAUCACAGAAUUCAGGCAUUUGGAAUUGAUUUUUACUUUUGAUAAUUCAAUCUGUGGCGUAUUUGGUAAAAUGAAGCAAAAAAAAAUUCAUUCACAUAAAAUAAGACAUUGGUUUUGUACUCAUAAAAAGUAUUUUAAGAUGCAGCUUUUUCCUCAGAAGCUAAAACAGCUUCCAGCAAGAUAUAACUUAUAGAAUAAUCAUAUUAAACAUAUUUUAAGGCAACAUAUAAUGUUCAUUCUAGUAAUUUACUAUAAUUAAUACAUUUUAACUAUCACCUCAUUACUUUAUCUGGAGAUGUAACAAAUGACGUACUUUUCCAUGACAACAUUUCAGUUAUUUAUCAAAUUAACUUGAAUACUUCAGUUGCCUUUAACAACUACCUGGAAAAAAUCAAUACCUGAUAUGACUUCAUGGCACAUAGCAAAGUAUAUAAGCAUGAAGUUUCUAUUGCUUGGUCUCAAUUUGUCACUUCAGACCAUCUGACUGAGAAGUGACUCUUAAAUCCUCUUCAUUUCACUGUUAUCCGAUUUGCAGGAAUCCAAGACUUAAGCAAACAUGUCCAACCCUAGUGAGGCAGAACUCAUUCACAUGUUUAAGGGGAUUCCCUUUACCACCAUGUCUUCUCCUGAACUUUUAAAAUCCUUGGAUACUUUUGACGCCAGAGAAGAUGAUGUCCUCUUGGUUUCCUAUCCCAAGUCUGGCACUCACUGGCUUGCAGGAGUUAUAACAAAGCUUUACAAUACUCAAGUUACACUAACAUCUCCCAUUGAAUUUGGAGACAUUUCCAAACUAGAAGAGCUGAAUAAACUCUCAUCAAAGAGAAUCAUUCCAACUCACUUAGACUACAACAUGUUACCUGCAAAUUUUAAGAAAAAAAAAUGCAAGAUGAUCUACAUCAGCAGAAAUCCAAAAGAUACUGCAGUUUCCAUGUACCAUUACUACAGAGAUAACCCAAACCUUCCCACUAUAGACACUUGGGCUGCUUUCCUUGAUUUGUUCUUAAAAGGAGAUGUUGUCUGUGGAUCCUGGUUUGAUCAUUUCCUAAGUUGGGAAGAACAUGAAAAUGACAAAAACAUCCUGUUUUUAUUCUAUGAAGACAUGAAGAAGGAUCUUCCUAAGGUUGUAAAGGACAUGAUUUUGUUCUUGGGUUUAGACAUCAGUGAUGAUGAUAUCCAAGACAUCUGCAAGAAGUCCUCCUUCUCAGAGAUGAAAAGAGACACAGAAAAGGAGAACAGCAAUCCCAAUCACACUGUUUGCACACUGACAUCCAACAGGAAGCUAAUUUUCAGAAAAGGCACUGUUGGUGAUUGGAAGAACCAUUUCACUCCAAAACAGAAUCAAAGGUUUGAGGAGAUAUUUAAUGAGAAAAUGAAGCUCAGCAAAAUGGCAAAAAGUCUCACCUAUGAAUUUUGACUGCAUGUGAAGAACAAUAUCCAGUUAUUGACAAACACAGAUAGAGCAGUUGGUGGCAAAUUCUGAAUGGGGGCUCCCACUAAGUUUAUAAGCCUCCCAACACACGGGAUAGUAAACAAGAGAUUUUUGGGGACAGGAAAAUUCUGACACUAUGCCAGAGUUGAACUCAGUUUUCAGUGGGCAGAUGUAUAAGAUUUUACGAAGUCAGGAGCCAGAUUUGUUUUUCUACAACCAAAACUACCUUAUAAUUUAUUUAUUUUUUCCUCUAGAGAGAUAUGAAUGGAUGUCUUAGAUAUAAUUAAGGAAUUUUAUGUAAGAUGUUAAGAAAAAAAACGUAAAACCAAACCUAUAAGAAUGUGAAUAUAUGAAAAGUCUAAACCUACAUCAUAAGAAAAUGACCAAAGAUUUAACCCCAGCCCUGUUCCCUUCUUGAUCUAUCAUGAUUUGGAAAGUGUCUAUUUUAUCAGACUGUUAUUGAUACCGAAGUUGAAAAUUGCAGCUUUACAUUUGAUAAUCUGAAGUGAAGUUUGUUUAUAAAAUGUCUUUUAAAUGUCUUAUAUAUAUAUAUAUAUAUAGCAUGAAGUUCUUUGAUGUAACAUUUCUGGGUUAAGUACUGUAUAGUGUUUGUGUUUUAAAUGCAACUAAUAUAACUCCAUGUAAACUUCAGCACCAUAUGCUGAGGAACUACAAACGUGGUUUUUUUUUUCCAUUUGACUUUCUUCCUGCAAAAUGCUUGUUUCCAGUGUUUUGAUGAGAAGCAUUUUACUUCACAGUCCUUGUGCAACAGAAGUCAACAGUUCCACUGCGGUAAACAGACUGCACUCAGAGACAGUUUAAUCAGAACAAGACUUAUUUAUUUAUCCUGCUCUGAUAAGACAGAUUUUCCAAGAAUCAUCUCUCUGUGUUCAUAUUUGAGGGACUUCUAUAGGAACCUGGAAAGGAUUUUUCUUCUGGUUUAUUCCAUGAUACAUUUUCUGUCCUCACCUUCAAUUCGCUUUGCUGGCUGGCUUUAAAGACUCUUCUCCCCAAACUAGAUCUCCCCAACCAUGCAAUGCCAAGGCAUCAUUAGAUAGAAAAAACAUAGCAAAUGCUAUUUAAAAAGAAACUCAUGCAGACAUGCAUGAUUACUCUGACUCUUGUGUGCUCUGAAGGUAUACAUCAGUAAAGCAAGCUUUGUCCUCUGUUUCUGAGAAGCUAAGGUAUGGCCUUAUUUACAGCGAAACACUAAAGCCUUCUCUAGCCACACAUUUCACACUUGCCACACAGCCCUCUUAUUUCACACCUUGCUUGUGCAAGCUGACCUACUGAUUUUGUGUCAUCUGCACAAAUCAGAUAGAAGUUACAUGCUGAAGAAAUCAGUGAGAGAAAAGCCUGUUCAACUGCAGUCCCUUGACAAUUACCAAUUCAACACAAUCCAAGCAAGAUGCUGCCCUGAGCACUGUUUUAUGCAAAUGCCCAUUUGGAAACUGGAAGUUUGUUUGUGUGCUAUGCAAUUCUGACACUAAAAUCACAUUUUCUCUCACUAAAAUGCCAUGGACCACCGUUACCUUCAUUUCAGAUGUCAUUCUAACACUAUUAGUAAGUGGCAAGAGAUCAGCUAAUGACCAUGCUUGGGCUUUUUACUUAAAGACUUUAUUCUAGCUCUUUCAGUAUGGAAAAAAGCCCAAGGAUCCUUGGGCAAACAAAGUUUGCAAGCAAGUUUAUUAACUGCAUUAAGA